ACAUCCUGUCAGCUGUCGCUUCCGGAUGCGGUGAAACAGCAAAGAAGUAGGAAAACACCGUACGUACAUGGAUUAAUUUAAAUGUCACGGCAGCAUCCAUAAAGUCAGAGGAGACACCGUAUCAACGCAGAAUGGACUCUUCGGGAGAAAUACUCACGUUAAGGACUGAGCUUUAACGAUGUUUUAAUCGCAGUUUGAUGAAUUUGUUUUCUCGGAGUAGCCGUAUUUAUGUCUUCUGGCUAGCUUAAGCCAGAGUAGCAUUAGCCGGGACACGCAGACAAAUAGCUGCUCUGCCUCUCUGUUAAAUACAACUCCUCGGUGCUCUUAUUCUUCAUUUGACAGUCAUUUCUGCGGAAGGAAGCUGUUUUUCGCAUGUUGUGUUGGAACUGAAAUUCUUCGACAGUUUGUUUUGGACUCUUUAAGGUCGUGAAUCUAUUGGAAAAGCUGUUUUUUCACUGCCAUCAAACUAUUGUAAGUGAAGUAACCUUUGCUUUAACACGUCUGAGGCCCGCUGUGUCUGAAAUCCUUCGUCUGUAUUUUGAUUUUGUCGGCAAAAUGGAUGUGAUCUGGACUAAAAUCAUCGCCCUGAAAAGUCAGCAGAUAGUUUGUGAAUAAGACUUUCCUGUCAGCCUGUGGGAUCCUGCACUUCUUCCUUACUGCCUUACAGACACUAUCCUCUGAAGUAGAGGAAGUCCUCCAUCUAUUUUUAUUCUUAUCUUCACUUUGACGCUGAUAAAAUCUUUGUUCAACAGGUACGUUGACUUUUUUAUUUACAUGCCCUAUGUUUUUAAGUGAGGUCAUUUAAUGAUCAUUUUCAUACCUGAAUGACUCAUAAUGUAAUAAUCUCCUACUUUAAAAUGUUUAAUUUAAUGAUCACAGCCUCAGGUGAAGUCUUAGAUAAGUGCUUUUUUUUUUAUUAGGUUAACCUCUACCAAAGUUGAUCAAGUUUUAAAGAUGGAUCAAUUUAGUUUUUUGUUUGACAAUAUCAAAAUAAUCUGUGACUGGUGUGAUCGUUGAUUUUGUGAUUAAUCCCAUUAUAGGGAAAGUUGCUUCAGCCUUGCUCUACCUGUUGUGACAGUAAUUAUUAAUCAUUUUUGGUCUUUGGUCAAACAAAAAGCUAUCAGUUUACAUCACUUUUAGCUUUAAGUGCCAAUGAGAUUUUGUUUUUUGUACAUUUUUAUGACCAAAUGAUUCAUCCAAAAUAAGGAAAGAAUGUGCAGGUUUUAUUAUCUGGGUCCGGGUCGCAGGGACAGCAGGUUCAAGAGGGAAGCCCAAACGGCCCUCACCCCGGCCACUUCCAUCAGCUCCUCCGGGGGGAUUCCUAGGCGCUCCCAGGCCAGGCGAGAGAUAUAAUCCCUCCACCUGGUCCUGGGCCGGCCACAAGGUCUCCUCCCGGUGGGACAUGUCUGGAACACCUCUAACAGGAGGCAUCCAGAACGCAUCCUAACCAUAGACUGUAUAUAGAAUGGACAGUGUCUCUGAACACAGUGUUCUCUGAAGCUCCAUUUUUAAAAGUUAUUAGGGGGUUCAUGUUUUCUAUGAUUGACACCUGAUACAGCCUAUGGGUGUUCAAGGAUUGUGUAGCUCUCCCGAAGGAUAUGCUGUUAGAGCCGAGCGUCAUCACAGCGACUCUCGCCAAAUGCAUGCCCGAAUGCGCGCAUUGCUACCGCGCAGCGCUGGUUUCAGGAAAUGAAGAAAAAUCCCACAAAUACCAAGAGCUUUUUGGCUUCAAAUCCGUAUACAGGCGGUAGGCGGAACCAACUUGUCCAUAGUAUAUACAGUCCAUGAUCCUAACCAGAUACCCGAGCCACCUCAGCUGACUCCUCUCAACAUGGAGGAGCAACGGUUCUUCGCUGAGCGCCUCCCGAGAGUCCGAACUCCUUACCCGAUCUCUAAGGCUGAGUCCAGCCACCCUGCGAAGGAAAUCCAUUUCGGCUGCUUGUAUCUGCGAUCUUGUUCUUUCGUUUAUUACCCAAAGUUCAUGGCCAUCGAUGAGGGUCGGCACGUAGAUCGGCUCAGCUUUCUUCACCACAACGGAUCGGUUGAGCGUCCGCAUCACAGUUGACGCUGCUCCAAUCCGCUAAAUAAUGUCUAGUCUAAAAUUACAAGAUAGAUUAAGACAUUUCUCUCAUUCUUUAAUCCAGAGAAGGUUUCAUCAUUUUUCAGCCACACUCAGUCUGCUCCUGACAUUGAAUCGUGCUAAGUGUCUCAUUGUGUUAACACUGGGAUAAUGUGUAUUCAUUAGCAGAGUGAUUCUCUUGUCUUCCUCCAAAGUGAAGGAUGAAUGGCCUCUCUCUCAGCGAGCUCUGCUGCCUCUUCUGCUGCCCGCCUUGCCCCAGCCGCAUCGCAGCCAAGCUUGCCUUCCUGCCCCCAGAGCCGACGUACACCUUUCUCCCAGAUCCAGAUGUGGGUCCCGCCGCACAAGGGGCAACUGGGACAUCCAGCUUGCGGGCACGGAGUGGUGCAUCAGUUUCUGGAGGCGGAGGUGCCGGAGCUGUGGAUGGAAGAUGGAAGCUCCACCUGACAGAGAGAGCAGAGUUUCAGUACACACAGAGAGAGCUAGAUACGACAGAGGUGUUCCUCACACGGUCCAGUCGAGGGAACAGAGUCGGCUGCAUGUAUAUUCGCUGUGUCCCCAACGCCAGGUAGGUGUUUCCAAAGUUGGACCUGCUCUCUAAGUUGAGAUUGUCACAGUGAUUUUUGUGUGUUCUUUGAUCUUCUUGUGCGUUGUUUGUUACGCUCCUUUAGAUUAGGUUUCAACUCAGGAGCACUGCCAGGGAUUUUAGACCCCAUGAAAAAGGGCGCAGUCAGCCCUGAUUCUUCACUUUCAUUUUUGUUCUCAUAAUUUUUGAGGGCCCCAUCCACCAUGGACCCCUAACACCAUCAUAACUGUUCUCACUCAUACUGCCCCCUUGCUUACACUCCAUUCUGCACUUGUACAUCCAGGGCUGUUUCCUGUCUCCGCCUUGACCUGGCAGAUUCUUCACCCUGCCUCAAGAAUUAUUACAAUCCCUUUGUCAUAACAUAACAGCAGUUAUGUCUUAACAUUAUUUGUUUGACCUGUAGGUUUGUAUAAACUUGAUUGUUUAGCUCUACUUCUCAAACAUCUCAUCAGAAUUGAGAAAAGGCCCUGCUCAGUCACACGUUAUCAGUUGUCAGAGUCAACACAUCCUUAAAUAUCUGUUUUUAAACUGGUCGAUUUGAGUCAUUACACGUGUUGACAGUGAUUGAUACAUCUCUCGAUAAGAAGUGAUUGCGUAUUAUGCCUCGGUAGAAAUUAAAUUUGAUGUCCUUGGAUGUAAAAGUAUUUAUCUUCAUUUUUACACCAGUGCUUUCGCCCUGCCACCGCUGCUAAUUAAUUCAGCAAAUCAAUUAAAAAGACAUGGACAGGCUUGUGUUACACUCCGUGCGUAACCUGUAUUUUUGCCUAUCUUGUAUUACAGAAGAAAAAAAAUCCAAGCUAGACCUGAUAUGAGUCAUUGUUGUGCCACGUUUUGUACAGAAAAGCCGAGAGCUAAGCCACGAGCUAAAUUGGUUCAUAAACAAAACAACCGAGAGAGGAUCUCAAAACAGGCAGUGUUUUUAAAAGAGUAUCAGAUUUCUGGAUGGAGCACAACAUGCAUUCAUGAAUAAAAGGUGAGAGCUGGAGUAUGCAGCGUUUAGAGUGGAUACCCUGCUUCUCAGGUUGUACAAAAUGUCUAGAAGUAAGAGUCAUUUGACCAGAGUCAAAAGUGGUAAACUGAUCCCUUCAACACACAGCACUUUUUGGAUAUAGAUCUGUUGUUACCAGAUCCAAAAACAUGUGUUAGUAAAAAAAAAUACAGCAUCUUUUUGGGUUAAGAUAUCAGGCUGAACACGUGGAUGAAGAAAUGCAUAAGAUGGAUUUUUGUUUUUCUUUUAAGUGUAAGUUCUUAGAUGUGAUUUCUCUCAGUCAUUCGGUACCAGUGUUUCACAGUCAUGAUUGUUGUAAGAAGCAAAAGCAUAGUGGAAAAAAAAUGGUGUCUGCUACCCAGUGUUGUUAUUGUUAACGAAAAUAUUUCAUCAAGGGCCCUUUUUUUUUCACCACGAAGACGUGACGUUAACAAGCUAAACAUAAGUCUUAGAUGACUAAAAUGUGACGAGACGAAUGUGCAUUUACGUUGACGAGACUAGACAAAAUGUUAGUGGUGGACGACAAACAGAGUUGCAAAAUUCAUGAGUGUUUCAUCAGUCAAACGCAAAGCUUAUAUUCUGCAGUGUUGUUUUCGUUGACGAUGACAUUGACAAAAUAUCCUGGUCAAUGUCAUCAGCCUUAAGCUACCUCAUACACAAAACUACUUGCGAUAGAGUUACUCUCAUAACAAUGAGACAAAUAGCAGCUUUUAUUCGAGUCUAACACCGCUUCAUCAGUUUUGUGCAUAUGUUUGUGUCUUUGUCCCAUCUGCUAAGCUCUCUUCCAUGUGUGUUUAUUUUCAGGUUUACAGUGCUCUUCUCCCACGGUAAUGCGGUGGACCUGGGCCAGAUGAGCAGUUUCUACAUUGGCCUUGGCACUCGCAUCAACUGCAACAUCUUUUCCUACGACUACUCAGGCUACGGUGUCAGCACUGGCAAGCCUACUGAGAAGAACCUCUACGCGGACAUAGAUGCCGCCUGGCAUGCUCUGCGUACACGGUAUGCUCGGAUAUAAUUGCCCCACAUGUGUCCUUCGAAGGAUGAUUUAUUAGUUGCUGUCUUGGUCUGCUGUGACAUGAGGCUUUCUCAUUAUGUUUAGAUUAAGGGUAAAUCAAACAGCAUACACGCUCUUGUGGAUGACUGCGAAUCCCUCUGCAUAUUUUACAAGUUUUUCCCUUAUUUUGCUGUACAGAAAAAAAGUGUUGAAAAAAAAUUGGCAGAAGAGGGAAGAGUUAAGACGAGGACAUGCAGAAGAGGGGAAUGAGGGUGGUAGCUGGGAUGUGGAGAUCAGAGUGGGGAGCAGACAGAUGCUGUGGGAAUAAAAAGAAAUAGAUGGAGGAACAGAGGAAGGGCUGGGGGGCAAGGUGCCUCUCAAGGACUUUGAGGUGUGAUAAAGUGUCUCAUUAGUGAAAGUGGAGCUGUCUUAGUGCAGCUGUAGCCCCGGGAAGACAAAUCAUUGCAGAGUGUUGACUUAGAGGUAGGUCGAGUUGAAUUUACAGUUUGGUGUGGCUGUCACUGUCCAUCAUAUCAUUCAUUUAGAUUUAUCAAUAACUAUUACCCAUAAGAAGAAAGAUAUGAUUAUUCUCCUGCAGUUAAAAUAAACUGAAACUGAAUCUGAUCUGAACAGCUGAAGCUCAUAUCUGUUAAUGUUAUACAAGCACAUUCUCUACUACCAUGUACUUCAGAAGUUAACUGUCUUUUUUUCUUUUAACCAGUUACGGGAUCAGCCCAGAGAAUAUCAUCCUGUAUGGACAAAGCAUCGGUACAGUUCCCACUGUGGACCUUGCGUCCCGAUAUGAGUGUGCUGCCGUGGUUCUGCACUCGCCUCUAACAUCCGGCAUGAGAGUGGCCUUUCCCGACACAAAGAAAACGUAUUGCUUCGACGCUUUCCCCAAGUAAGUUUCUAACCCAGAGUUGAUGUCUUCUUUGGUUCUCUUUGUGACAUGUCAACUUCAUCUCUUUCUAUAUCUGAUAAAACUCUUCAAUACGGUGUUCAUAUGAAAAGAAUAUUCAUACAACAAAAAGCACACAGGCUUUUUUGUUGCUCGUUGGCACUUCCACGUAAUAACUGAUCUGCCAACAGGAAAGUGUUAAUUGCUGCUUUUAGCUGAAAGUGUUUCUUGACCAAAAAAAGACGUGCAUUCAGAGAAGAGCUCUUCUUUUCCACUUUUAGUGCUGUGAUUACAGAUCUCUGAUGUCUUUGUUUUCUUGGUUGGUGGGUGGAUACCACUUGUGUCUUAUUUUUAUAGAAGAGUCAUCCAGAAUAGUGCAUUAUUUCUAAGAAGAACGAACACAUUGAACAUCCAUGUUUUUUGGGUUUUUUUUGUAUCAAUAUCGUCAUACAGCAGCUGUUUGUACCCUGUGACUUUUCUAUCGUAAAGUUCCAACUCAGGUUUGUUUUGUCACAUUUGAUAUUUGUCAUGAAAAAUAUAAAAUCCCUCGCCAUACCAUAUGAUAUCUACCUCACCCUCCUUUUAUUCUGUCAAAUCUCUAAGAGACGUAUCUGAAAAAUCUAUGUGUAUAUAUUUCUGUAUACAUCUAUAUAAUGGAACAAAACAGAAUAGUAUAGAAUAGAAUGAGGAGUUUAUUCCUAUUUGCACACACACACACACAGGUACAGGACAGUACGUGUUCAUUAAAAUUGCUGGUUUCAUAGAAUAUUUUUCACUGUGGAAAUCAGCAAACAUUGUAAAGUCUUGCAUCCUCCCAACCUCGUUGUUAGUGGGCCAUAUUUCUAUACACUGUUAUUGCUUAGUCAGGCUUUGCCUCUUCAUAUAGACACAAAGGUGUUUUUGUGAGGCGUAGAAACAGAAGUGUUGAGAUCCUGGCAUAUUGUUUUCCCCCCUGUACCUGUGAGCUUCUUUUAAUGCUUUAUAUCCAGUUGUAGCCUCCUUCUUUAAAGAGGCUUGGUGCCCCACAUGUUUGUAUGUUUGUUAUUGUAAUUUACGCAGUUUAUUGUAAUUUUGACACCUUGGCCAAGGGGCAACUCCCACACUACACAGAGUAAUGCUGUCAUUAGCCAGGCUCUGUCCCUUCUGUUCUUGUGAUGUUGGUUUCAAUUUCCGCGGCUGAAUUUAAACAGAGUCAGUAGCAGCCAAUGCUAGCUUUAACGCAGAGUCUGGUCCCAGAUGGUACAAGUGGGUGCGGAGCAGAGGCGGUGAGGAAACCAGGGAAAGCCUCUCUGUGUGUGUGGUGGGCUGAGAAAGCCUCCAGUGUUUGCCUGUUGUUCACAUUCAGAGUGGGCAGCUGGCAUCCCUGCUUGUCUAUUUGUGUCUUUAUCAUUCUCUACUGUUUUAUAUGGACAACAUGUCAUGGGUUGUGUGAAUAUAAUUGUAGGAAUUUGCAGUUGUUAUCAUUUUUUUGUGGCUUUUUUUAGUCUGCAAAUAAAAAUAUUGAGUAAAUGGGGUUUUCUCUCUUGGAUUUUAAAUAUAUACAUCAUUGGUUCUCAAGUCCAGUCCUCGAGGCCCACUGUCCUGCAUGUUUUGGAUGUUUCCCUGCUCCAACACACCUGAUUCAAAUCAUCAGCUUGUUAUUAAGCCAUUACAGAGUUUGAUAACGAGCUGAUGAUUUGAAUCAGGUGUGUUGGAGCAGGGAAACCAAAACAUGCAGGACAGUGGGACUUGAGAACCACUGAUAUACAUGAAUCCCAUGGUUUGGAGUUCUGUUUUUGGUUUCAAGAAAUGUCAGUACUUAAAUGAUUGAUAGUUUUAACAUUUAAUGUAUUGUCUUUGCACCAAUUUUUCAAUUAAAUGAAGGCUUGAAUGGUGAAUUCUGUUUUCCACAACAUCCCAACUUUUUAAGAUAUAGAAGUUAUUUUAGCUCAGAUAACCCUCUAUUUUAGUUUUAGAUCAGGAGUAUCUUUAAAAAGGACUUUUAUUUUGUAAAAAAGAGGUUAAAUUGAAGCGUCUUUGGCAAAUUGGUACAACUAAUUCUGGUGAAGUUAUGGAGGUCCCUGCAUGGCCAAGAUGGGGAGAUUAAUAACAACAAAAAUACAAGAAGAAGCAGCAGUUAAAUUAUAAAUUCAAAACACCAUUAUCAAAAUUGGCUUGUCUUACAUGUCUGACUCUUUCUAAGACCAUCUCACUGACCCACCAUGAUAUCAAAAUUUUAACAGUUUGAGCCUCAGAAACAGUGUGUUACGAGUCCAGCUCUUCUCCAGUUUCAAUGUCAUCUGUAUAGUUUUUUUUUCUUCAUGUCUGACCUCAUCCCGCCUUUUUUCUUUUUCAGUAUCGAGAAAGUGUCCAAAAUCACGUCCCCGGUGCUCAUAAUUCACGGUACAGAGGACGAGGUGAUCGACUUCUCCCACGGACUUGCUUUAUUCGAGCGCUGCCCAAAAGCUGUGGAGCCUCUGUGGGUGGAGGGAGCGGGACACAACGACAUUGAAUUGUACAGUCAGUAUCUGGAGCGUCUGCGCCGCUUUAUAGGACAGGAGUUGGCAGCACAGCACGCCUGAACACUACAACCAGGAUUAUCACCAACAGAUAUAUCAUUUGCAUCUUUCUCCGCCCUUCUGAAGCUUUGUCAAGACGAACGGGUGUCCUAGAGGCGUUCUUGUGCUCGACUCAGCUCACAGUUCUCCAUUUUAUGAGGCGUUUAAGCCCACAGUGGACCAUGUAUUGAAGCAAAAUGGAGAAGUGUGUUUCUAUACAUCCAAAGCCUGUGACCGAAGAAAAACUUCAUGUAGGUCCUUGUUUUUCUUAGCAGUCACUUUAACAAAACAGCUGCCAUGUGUCACAGUACAGUGUGGCAACAGAUAAAUCCUUUUUCCUGUGCAAUAAUAUGGACCGCAGAGACGAGACCUCACAUGAUAAGAGCUUUAAAGAGCGACAAGCUGAUAUGUAAUCAUGUUGGUCGAUUGUGUCGUGGUCCACAUGGAAGACGUCGUCGUGUUUCCAGCCUAAUCAUAGAGUUUGUGAACGUAAAUAUCUGAUUUUAACCCGAGUUAACUGUUUGUAGAUGUUGAAGUAUUGGAAGCACUUUAAAAAGACUCUCCUAAAUGCUUCUGACGUGUGUUGGAGUUUUUCUGUUUCGAACCCAAAAGAACAGAUAAGUUUGUCACUAAGCGCUCGAUAUGAUUUCAUGAGCCGCACCUGAAAAACGAAUGCGAUCCAUUUAAAGUCCUUCAUUAGCUGCUGUUGCUUUAAAUGUAUUCUAAUGAAUUAGUUAUUAGCUUUUUUUUGCAUUGGACUGCAUUAUAUCAGAGGGUGUUUCUUAAAUCCUAUCCCUUAAUUAUUCGCAAAUAUAUAUUGAGGUCAAUUUUAAUUUUGUGUUUAAUUCUCUUGGCUGUGCUUCACAUUUUGCUCAGGUAGCCCUCUAUUCUUCAUUAGGGUCUGUGUUCCACAUUUAUUUGGUCUCAUUGUUUUUAAUCUAGUUGGCUUAAUCUCAUUUGAUCCUUUGAGCAAAGAGUAAAUAAGUUCAUGCAGUGUGAUUGUGUUGAAAUCAAAGUGACAAACUAAACUAUGAGCCUAAACAGAGGUACAGACCAAACUGGAUUUUGCUGAGGCUGCUUCAUGUUUUCUUUUUUUUUUUUUUUCUAUUUCUCCAUUUUGACUUUCCAUUUCAAACCCUCCAGUUUCCACUUCACCUCAUCUCUCGCGCAGAUAUAAAGCAGGCCUGGCUGUGUUAAAAGCAGGACAGGUCAAUAAGCACCAGAAAGAAGAAAGGACAAAAAAACUCCUGCUUUUUCCUGUGUUUCAGUUCUGUCCACUUUAUUUUAGUCUUGUUCAUGUUUAUGUCUCACACCAGCAGGUCACAGCUGUGAGCAAAGUUCCUGUUUCCCCUCCUCGGUGUCUGGAACAGAAAAGCGACACUAUAAUUAAACCCGCCUUUUUUUUCCUUUUUCUUUCAUUCAGCCUGUUUUAAGUCCUUCAAUACACCCUGAUUGUCGUUGUUUGCUCUCCAUCUUGAGGGGCAAUUUUCUCAACUCGAGUAGUGAAUGAAAACUCCUCAUCGGCGCUACGUAUGUUAUGAUUGUCACCGAGAAAACUCACAGAUGUUUUAAUGUAUUUGAUUGUCAAACAGCACAGUCUGGUGAUGUAGAAAUCAUUCCCGUCUUUACUCUAAUAGGCACAGGAGCAGACUUUUAUCACUCUUAGACAGUUCCUUUUUUUUCUUUUUAACAAAGAAAAGUAAGAGGCUUCCUUUUGGGACUGACAUUUAAGUCUUAUAACUCUAAACAACAUGAUGACAGUGCUCUGGUACCACUACUUUAUGCUGCAAAUAAAAAAAUAGGCUUUUAAAAUCUCUCCUCACUGCCAGUAACAUUUCUCGAUCUGUGUAAACACAUCCCACACAGUCAUGGAGGAUUUUGGGCACAACGUUUUUUGAUAACACUCGAUUUACUUCAGAGUUCAGUAAGUGUAGUGCAGUACCUCUUAAACAGCCACUAGCAUGAAUUUUUAAACUCCUUAAACCUGUCUCUUAUUGCACUUUUUUGUGCUCAGUGGAUAGAGAAGAGUCAUACAUGUAAGCAGUAAAUUGUUCUUAGUCACAACGUUGUAAACAGUGCUAAACGGUUACACCAGCUGGCUAUCCUGUUGAAGGUUUUUAGGGUUGACUCGCAAGAUAAACCAUAAUCCCUUCUUUAUUCCAGUUUAUUUAGAUCUGUGUCCCACGGUGAGAAAAUCCUUUAUUUCACUCACCAGUGGUCCAUCUUUACUUUCAGGGAUGGCGAGUAAACUGCAGUACAUGUUCGAACGGUGUAGAGCUGAAUUUAAACCCACAACCAAAAGGGAUGAAAAGAUGGCGACAAACACUCCAACUCAAGUGUGUUAUCUGAGCUGUUUCAGAUUGAACUCUAGAUGUUAGGAAAUCUGAGAUUAAGGUCGUCUUUUUUGUUGUUGCUGAAGGGAAGUCAGGUUUGCUUGUGUAUUUAUCAACCAAAGUGUAACUUCUUUUUGUCUUUUCAGAGCUUCACCCAGUGUACCUUCUGUUUCUCUUGGUAUCUCCAGAACCAAAGCUUAAAGAAAUCUGAAUUAAGUCGGUCGACUUUAUAUUCAUAUCUGUGGUUUGUCUGAUCUUUUUCAUUGUACAGUACAUUUUCAUAAAGCUGAAUUGUACUUCUGUCAGAUUUCUUUACAACUAUGUUUUAUCAAGUCAUGUUUGGUUUGAAAUUUGCAUCAGCAGAGUUUGAAAAGCAUAGAAAACAAAGUUGUGUGUUUUUAUUUGUUGUUGUUGUUAUAAGCUGUUAAAACUGAUCAUUUUUGGAGGAGUACAACCAAGCAAUACAGCAGAGAGUCACUGUUUGAGUGCGGGAUGAUGAAACAACAACGACAGAGGAGCUUCAAGCACACAAAUGUAAAGCUUUUUAUGUUUUGUCCUUCAUUUAAAUGUUUGAAGUUCUGCUGUGAUACAUCUGUGGGUUUUGUUUCGUCCUUUAUUAUUCAUUGUAAUCCACUUUUUACUAUACUAAUUUCUAGUUUUUAAAGAUUUUUGUCUUUUUUUCAAGAUUUAAAGAGAAUAGGAGGUUAAUAAAACAUAAUCAGAAAA
Xyrichtys novacula (pearly razorfish) is the source of this 11139-nucleotide messenger RNA. The record is from the annotation of a GenBank genome assembly. Lineage: Eukaryota; Metazoa; Chordata; Actinopteri; Labriformes; Labridae.